GUCUCCUCUGCAGCCUGUUUACAGUUCAGGACGUGUUUACCUACCCUGCAGCAUGAGGAACCCCACCACCCCAUCCAGGUUGAUGUGCUCAUGUUGUCGCUCCAGGAAGGAUGCUCCUCUGUUCAGGCUGCUCAGGAUGUCAUCGAUCACCUCCGCCCGCGACCCGGACACUGCGGCAAACAGAGCCAGCACUGCGGCCAGCGUGUGCGCCGCUGCCCGCAUCUUCUCACGCCGAUAAUCCCAGCCUUGAGGCUCCGGAAUGGUUUUUCUCUCCGACAGAGACCAGACGGAGAGAGGGGCAGGGAUGACGGGCUGUGUCUGUUUUGACAGGGGGAGAGUUAAAGUGGGGAGGCUGGGGGAGGGAACAGUGGCGUCAUAGGGGCUGCUUUUACGAAAUCAGAAAUCAAUACGUGAAAAAAGAGGUAUUAUACAGAUUCAAAGUCACGUGACACGUAAACGCUUGUUUCAAUAGACACUUCAAAUGUCAAGAGACCACAUAUUAGAUUUGUAGCUCUAUAUAACAGUAAGACAUAGAGACUGAAGAUGUCAACAAAGGUCAAACACUUAUUUGUCAGAUCGGGCUCACGUUUGAUCUUUUUUUUAUCUUGAAAACGUUGGUUUUAUUUAUUCUUUGGUUGUUGUAAUACUUAACCUUUGGCAGAUGGAAAACAUCCUGUAAAGGAAUAAAACUCCGGGCUUAACAGACCAAAGUCUACGUUUUUAACUUUUUUUUUCAAUCAUUAACCAACAUUGACUUUUCAGGAAAAAAAAUGUAAAAACCCCAUCAUGAUAGAAAAAAUAAGAAAAUUUCAAGAAAAAUUAAAAAUAUAUAAUAAAAUAAAUUAAAGUAUAUCACCAAGUCUAAUUUAUUUCACCAAUUUAUUUAAAUUUUUUUUUUCUUGAAAAGCUGUUUCUGUUUUAACAAGAGGUUAGUUUAUUGAAUUGUGUUGCCUCUCUCCGCAGAAGACCAGAAAGCCAAAAAUAAAAGUAGAACUAUCUUUGCAAAUAAGAUAUGAAUCUGCGAGCUCAACCUAAGUAACCUGCCCCUGCUUAACAAUUAUAUUGUGUGAAGAAAUUGUUUCCUUAUGGGCACAACAUUUAAAAAAAAAGUCCUUUCUGUAAGACAACAACUGGCACAAUACUAAUAAUCUCCGUCUAAACCACAAACAGAUGUUCAAAAUCUUUAUGGUGUUUUAUUAUCUUUAAAUUUUCACACAACCGAGUGAGGACAAAAAAUACACUUUUAAGUUUUGAUUGAAAUUUUUGAGUAACAACAAAAGACAGCUGCAUUCAGAAACAAAGAAAGUUACAGGAACCUGCCACAGCACAACUCUUUUAUUGAUUUUCCUCCUCUCACAAGGAAAAAAAUUGAUCAUAGUAAUAUUUUAUGUUGGCCACUGAAACAUCCCCCCUAGAAUCACAUUUGGGGAUCAACUAGAAGCAUAGACUGUAUAUACUGUGGACAACUUGGUUCCGCCAGUAUACAGAUUUGAAGCCAAAAUGCUCUCGGUAAUUCUGCGAUUUUUCUCCAUUUCCUGAAACCAACAUUGCACAGUAGCGUUGUACGCGCUCCACCACUUGCGCAGUAGCAAUGUGCGCAUUCGGCUGGAGUCGCUGUGCUGACGCUCGGCUCAAACUGCGUAUCCCCGGGAGAGCUACGCAAUCUUCGUACGCCUAUAGACUGUAUCAAGUGUCAAUCAUAGAAAACAUGAACCCUCUAAUAACUUUUAAAAACAGAGCUGUGCAGAAAAAAGAGGACUUGAGCACAAACCAGUCUUACAGUAACUACAUGUCAACAUCACAAGCAGGGGGGGGGAAAGAAUUAUUUUCUGUGUAAUAACUUUCUAAAGUUUGUCCACAGCUCCAUAAGCUUUGCUGGCGGAGGCGGGAUUUAUGACCUAUACUGCAUAAACGAUAACAUAGUUGCAAAAUUAGUAGGAAAUUCCUUAUCUGUGUGGUCCCUUUAAAUCUGAAGCUCCUCCCCUUUUCUUAGACACGUCACUACAAACAAACAUGGCGACUUACAGCACCUCCACGGCUCUCCUGCCAGUAUUAGUACUUCUUUUAGCGUUGUUAUUUGUCUUUGUCUCCUCAGGUUUAGAUGUAACGUGGCAGGUCGUGUCCCCAGCUGUCGUAACCGUCCUGCUGUUGCUGUGGUUACGGAGUUUACGGCGGCGGGACGCAGGGACUGACCGGCGAGUGUGUGUGCUGGUGUUAGGUGAUAUCGGUCGCAGCCCUCGGAUGCAGUAUCACGCCUUGUCUCUGAGCAAACACGGGUUUAAUGUGUCCUUUGUCGGGUUUUUAGGUAAGAAGGACUAUUUGAACUCGCUCUAAUCUAAGAAAGAGGGACCUGCACAAUAAGUGGUGUUCAGUGUGUGUAUUGUGAUGUGUGAUACCCCAUACACGGGGUAAGUUGACCAUAGGAGACCACUUUUUUGGCAUGCUAUAUUAUCAAGACAGUUAUGUUUACACUCAUUCUGUUGGUUUGCAGGGAUGCACAACAUCUUGAAAUAUAUGCAGAUACACUAGUUAGAGACAAAACAAUGAUCACCUUGAUGUCGUGAUCUGAAAUAUGAAAAUGGCUCAUCUUACCCCACUCUCCCCUACCAUUUGGGUUGUAAAAGUCUUUUUUUUUUUUACUUUUUAGAUUCCAAACCUCAUCAAGAUGUGUUGAGAGAAGAGAAAAUAAGAAUCUUCCCCAUAUCAGAAGUGAAAGGUGUCCAGAGUAAGUGAAAGUCUGUCUGUGAUGAAUGUGAAAUUCUUGCUGUCACCACCACACUUUCAGGAUGUACCUGUUGUUACUGUUAAAAAAAAAUAAAGGUGUGCCGUGUUUCGCUGUGUUUCUAUUUCAGUUGGUCCAAAAAUCCUUUCAUAUGUGACAAAGGUGAUCCUUCAGGUUGUCCAGCUUCUCUUUGUGCUGCUGAAGAUGGACACACAGUCUCAUAUCUUAUUGCAGGUACCAAGAUUAAAAGGGUAUUACUGUAUAUUCAAGUACAGUUUGCAUACAUAGUAAGAGGGACGGCUUUAAAAUCUUUGUUGCAAAACAAAUGCAACUAGACACCUGAUUUACUCUGAAAGUUUUUAAGAAAUCAACGUUCAUGAGUGUUGAUAUGUUGCUUAAAAGCUACACCAAUUUUGAGAUAAAAACAGAAUAAAUUUUAAAAGAUGAGAAAUUUUGGAAGUUAUCAACAUGGUGGUUGAAAAAUUCACUUAAAGUUGUGCUCUUCAUGAGGAUUUUUCUUAAUUUUUCCACCUGAAUCAUGAUGCACUGAUUCCUGAUUUCAUAAAGAGACUAAUGUUAUUUUUCAGUGUAAGUACCUUCAGCAAACUGAUUUAACAGUCAAGCUUUAACGUGUUUCAAUUUUCCAAUUUCAAAUAUUGUUCAAAAUACCUUCUACAGGUAUUUAUUUGAGUCAUUUUUAUUGUUGUAUUUGUAUUUGUUCCUUACGGUGGAUGUUAAUGAUGUUUUCCUUUGUAUCCCAGAAUCCCCCAGGCCUGCCAAGUAUCGCAGUAGUGUGGUUUGUUAGCAUCCUGCGAGGGAGCAGACUCAUCAUCGAUUGGCACAACUAUGGCUAUACCAUCAUGGCCCUGAGUCACGGACCAAGACACCCACUGGUGCAGAUGGCAAAGUGGUAAGUUCUCUGAAGAUGUCAGGUGUUUUGGAAACAAGGAAAUUCACAUUGCUCCACACAAGACACUAAAAGAAUCGUGACAGAGGUCAGCAAACACACUGAAAAAAGAUAAUUGAAAGAGGACUUGUUGAGUCAUUAUAUAAGUCCAUUAAAAUUUAAAGCGGAAAAAGAAAAAAGAGUAUAUUAAGACAGUAAGAAUGUAGAUGUUAUAGAUGUCAAAUAGAAGAGGCCCCAUGAUGGAGCUGUGGGGAACAUCACAUCUAAUUUUUGCCUGCUUGGAUGAGAAGUUACCUGUAGACAAAGCUGUCCUCAGUAAAUAGAAGAUAGGUAUCAAAAUACUCUUGAUUUCUGGCAAUGAUAUGGCUAACACGUUUUAUGAUUUUGUCUUUCUCCAGGUAUGAACACUUAUUUGGCCCUCUGGCCACUCACAAUCUGUGUGUCACCAAUGCAAUGAAGGAAGACUUGCAAAAAAACUGGGGCAUCAGGUAUGACUUUACUUUUUCUUUUUUUUUUGCACUCAUGUUCGAAACAAAGAAAAAAUGGAUUCUUAGGUCAGUCUCUCAGCCUGUCUCAUCCUUAGGCCUGACUGUUUGAACAUAGAGUAUCAGGGAAACGGAGUUGGAGGAAAUGAUUUGAGGAUUUGUGUUCUGUCAUGUGUACAAAUGUUUGAAGUUCUACUUCUGCAUUACCUUUCAUAUUACAGUUCUGAGUGAAAAUUUAUCAGAGAGAGAAACAGUUUGGACGGUUGUGUAUCUUUGCAGAGCGACAACACUAUACGACAGACCGGCCUCCAUCUUCAGAGAGACGCCAUUAAAACUUCAGCACGAGCUCUUCAUGAGACUGGCCAAAACAUAUCCUCAGUUUCAGAAUGAAGGGUGAGAAAAACACCACAGAAAUAUUAAAUGUAUUUUAAUCAGAGUGAUAAAAAGGUACUCACAAUGCAUCGAAGUAUAUAAAUCAUGUUCCACUGGUGUGUGUUUCAGGUCUGCAGAGAAAGAGGUUCAAGUGGAGAGGACUGUUUUCUCAGUUUGUGAUCUCACUGAUGACACAGUGACUUUGAGAGAGGAGCGACCAGUGCUGCUGCUCAGCAGCACCAGCUGGACAGGUGAGAGGACGAGACUGUAAAGGUGGAUUUGACACCAUCACAAAAACAUACGCUCUGAAUGUUUAAGUAAGGAUUUAUUUGUUUGGAAUCAUGAUAAAAAAAACUAUGUCUGAUUAUGUCAUGAAGUAUCACAAAAUGACAUAUUUCUGUUUGACUACAAUCACUUUAAACCACAGUGAGAGAGACUGUCAGAUUGAAAGCUAGAUGUGGAUUUGCUUUUGAAAUGUGGACAAUCAGAGGCUUGUGACCUGGGGCGAUACAGAGCUUCGGAAAUUGAAUUAACAACAACUUCCACCCUGAUAUAAAUCAAAUAUUCAGAUAUAUUAAUCACAUGUUUGCAGUUUUUUUUUCAUUAUUCUGAUGAUUAUAGCUUUUUUUCCCAAAACACAAUCCAUUGGUCUCCAAUCUUUUAUCUGACUGCCUGACUGAAAUUUGACAUUUUUUCCAAUUUGUGUCUGUGCUCAUUUUCCACAGAGGAUGAGGAUUUUUCCAUCUUGCUGAAGGCUCUUGAAGGUAGAAAAUAGUUUUAAAAAUUUGCAGUUUCAUCUUUGUUCAUGCAGCAGGAUUAAGAUGAAACCCUGAUUCCAAAAGAUUUUGGACACUGUCACUUUGGUGGUUUGCAAAAUGUGUAAUUCCUGCAUUUAAUUGUAAAAAGUGCAAUGAUAAAACUCCAAAUGUUAAAACUGUAAAAGGUGAUUAUUUUAUAAAAACGUAUAUGUUCAUUUUAAAUUUGAUAACUUUAGUGUGUGUUUGUGUUUCAUUGUCUCUUAUCUGCUUUUUCUCAACAGACUAUGAGGGUUUUAUUAGAGGAGGAGCUUCUUUACCGUCUUUAGUGUGUGUGAUCACAGGUAAACAUCUGCUGUCCCACCCUCUGAAAACAUCUGAUUCCAGACGAGCUGCACGUUUUAUUCUUUGUGUGUGUUACUCUUUUGAUGAGUCUGCCUGUGUGGUGUGUGCAGGUAAAGGUCCUCAGAAGGAACAUUACAUGAGGCUGAUUGACGCUCUAAGUUUAGAUCACAUAAAGAUCUGCACCCCCUGGCUGGAGGCUGAAGACUAUCCAGUUUUAUUAGGUAAGACUCUCUGUGAUGAGAGCUUAUUUUCAGCUCUUCUUAUAAAAACUAUUUUUUUGCAGACUAGGAUAACUAUUCUACAUGUUUUAUCCUACAACUGGAGCAGUAACUUGAUUAAAUCUAAACUUUUAAGGCCGAGGUCCCACUUUUCGGUUAAACAUUCAUAGCUUAAGGCUGAAAGUCUUAUAGAGAAUAACAGACAUUUAUGCUCAGAGUGUCUUUUACCUGAAGUCUUUAAGUGUACACCUCAUUGUGUGCGUGUGUGUGUUCAGGUUCAGCAGACCUGGGUGUGUGUCUCCACAUGUCAUCGAGCGGUCUGGAUCUGCCAAUGAAAGUGGUCGAUAUGUUCGGCUGCUGUCUACCUGUCUGUGCCAUCAACUUCAACUGGUGAGUUCCGAUCAGGGGGUCUGAUUCAGAUUUAUCUACAUCAGUGGUUCUCAACUGGUCUCACUCUGGGACCCACAUUUUCCCAUGGUCCUUAAGCGGUGACCCACUUUCAUUGAAUUAAAACCAAGCAACUUUAUUUUUUUGAUAAGAAAACCUUUAAAUAUUCUAAUCUUUAACAUAAAUCCACUUGUUUUAUUGAGUAAAGUGCAUUUCAGAGCACACAAAGGGGACAACAGGAGGACGACAACUACUGAAGUUGCAUAAACAGAAAAUAUCAAAUUUCUAAUAAAUAUCGUAUUAAAUAUUUACUUUUUUGACAGCUGUUCGUGACCCAUCCAGAACGUGUUCGCGACCCGCUUUUGGGUUGGGACCCGCUAGUUGAGAACCACUGAGCUACAUCAUAUAAUCAGUUUUAUUAUUUCUCAGCCUCUCUUGUCCUCAACCUUUUUAUUGUUUGGCUGUUCUUCUGUCCAUUUGAUUACAUUUUGUUCUGUUUUUAUGUUUAAAAUGAAGAAGGACUUUCAAAGCAGAAAAUCACAUAAUUUGCUGCAGACCUUAAUUUCACAGUAGAGUAUAGGCUGUCAAUGUCAAAAGGACACAAAGCUAAUCAGACACUCUGGUAUUGUCCCAGUUUACAUGAGCUGGUGAAGCACGAGGAGAAUGGGCUGAUCUUCAAAGACUCUCAGGAGCUCGCAGAGCAACUGAAGGUGAGACACACGCACGCACAAACCUGAACAAUAUGAGCACCAAAACACAGACACAAAAAGACGCAUCUAAUUAAACUUAUCAAGCAGGCUGCAGGAUAAUCUUUAGGGAGUUUGAACAACACACAGACCAUUUGGUCAACAUUUAAUAGUUUUAGUAUACUGUUGAUCGGUUUCACCUCUAAUGGAACAAAACAGGCUAUUUGUGCAUUCCCUUUCUGUCACAUCAUUUAUUCAUGAACUUGAUUGUUGCUUCAUGAAGCUAAAAGUCAAAAUACUCUGAAUAAUUAUUUGGAAAACUGCAAAACUCUCAGGUAGGCAAAUGUAUAUACUCAGUUCAUACACGGUUUCCCCCACAUGACUGCAAGUGAUGAGCCUGGUCUGACAGUUCAAAUGUCAGACUGUAAAUUGUUGUAAAAAAGAGGAAAAUCUGUGAUAUUCAGAUAAAUCUUGCAGAUACAGUCCCUACAAAAGACACCUCGAUACUCAUUUAUGAUGUGAUCAUCAUGACUACACACACAUGUUUCAGCCGACUUCACUGCACAUAGCUUUUGAUUGAUCAACAGCGAAGUGUAGAAGUGGAUAAGAUGCUGAAUCUCUCUAUCACUGCUUUUUCUUGUUUUUAUUAACUGAUUUUUUUGUGUCUUGUUUUGUUUCAGUCUCUUCUGUCAGACUUUCCCAGUUCAGAUGGCAGACUGGGCACUUAUAGGAGAAACCUUCACACCAGCAGAGGGCAGCGCUGGGACGACAACUGGGACCAGAAUGUCCUCCCUCUACUUAAAGCACCCUGAUAAACACCAGAUUAGGAACUAGAAAUAAGAUUUUUUUUGAAGACCAAAAGAACUGGGAAUUUUUAGUUUUUUACCAUCAAUGUUUUCAGGAUUACUCUGAUUUCAGACAAACCAGCUAGAACCGAAAAACGCUGAGAAAAAGAGUAAGAAUGAGCAACAGAAAUUAGGGACAUCAGUUUAAUCAGUAUUUUGUCGUAUGAAGUUAAUAGUCUCUUUGGGUUCAGGAAGAAGAAUGAUGAUAAUAAAAGUAUGUAGAUUUUUCAGAGGGUAAAAAAUCUUAAGUUGAAUUUCUGGCUGUUUCAAAGAUGUAAAAAACGAAACCCUGCAGUCAACCUCCAGAGAGACGAACUCUCUGCCUCUUCAUUCCUGCUUCACAUCACUUCAGUGUAAAAAAUGACAUUUUUUACUGUGUACAUUUGUAAAUAAAAUCUUUAUUAUGUUAAA
Messenger RNA from Xyrichtys novacula (pearly razorfish), 8133 nucleotides. Lineage: Eukaryota; Metazoa; Chordata; Actinopteri; Labriformes; Labridae. The record is from the annotation of a GenBank genome assembly.